Spirodela intermedia is the source of this 4611-nucleotide messenger RNA. NCBI's taxonomy places the organism in Eukaryota, Viridiplantae, Streptophyta, Magnoliopsida, Alismatales, Araceae. The record is from the annotation of a GenBank genome assembly.
AUGGGAAGAUGGCCAAGAAGCCCCCCCGAAGGAGAUGAGUACUCCAUCCAGUAUGGAUGGAUGCCGCUGGAGUUUUCGUACUCCAGUUCUGUGGAGAUCGCGUCUGCAAGAGCUAUGCAGGUGGAUGAACAGUCGAAUGGUAGAUGCAACGAAAGAAAUGGCACCGAGUCUUCUUCCGGCAAGAUCGUGACUACGCCUGAGUUCGUAUCAGCCGCUGUGGGGUUCUGGAAAGCUGUUAGUCGUCCUUUAAAUCCUUCUCAUUCUAGGGCAAGAGCAAGAGGCCCCGGAGCCUUUCAGAGAGAGAGCAGCGUGGUUUACCGCGGCGGUGAAGUAGCAGCCGGGGAUUCCUCAUCUCUCGUGGACUCUGAUUUCUAUCUCCAUGACAGAAAAUCCGUGGGUUGCUUCUCAUCUGCUUCUGAGUCAGGCUACGAGCAUCUGAAGGCACUUAAAGGAAUGAUGUUCUUCCAGCCUUCCACAGGCUUCUCGAGUGAAUUUCCAGAGGGACACAGAGAUUAUUACAGUGAACUCCACAAACGUGCAGCCUCCAAGCUGAUGGCUGCUGCUGCAAGCGGGGGAGUUCACCAUCCUUUGGCCACUGUCUCUGAGAAGAUUGAUCCAAGAGGAAGUGAUGGUAAUUUCGAUCACUGUAGAGAUUUUAUGAAAGGUGACAAAGAAAGCACAGUACAGAGGUCUAAUGCCUCUCCUUAUGGUGCUUUUCUAGCCCCACAAGUCUCAAGUUCAUUGGAACAUAUAAAUGUCUCAAGUUGUAUGGAUUUCAGCCUCUCCUCAGACUACAGAACUGGUUUUCCGACUUCCAUUUGCUGCACGCUCAAGGAGCACCAGCUAUCACCUGGCCCGUGCCAAAUGGUCCUCAAAUCAUCUGAAGAAUCCUACUUAUUGGAAGAAGAUGCGCAAGAUAAGGACAGAAACGUUUGCAAUAGUCAUGGUUGUGACGGGAAGUACCCACCGAUCGUGCAGGGAUCAAUGUGGGACAAAAUAGCAGGGAGUUUUGCCAAGGGAAGACACGCUCUUGCAGGAGGAUUGGCUGGCAUAUUUGUUAGCAUUUGCUUGCAUCCUGUUGACACAGUCAAGUCUAUUAUUCAAGUGCAUGGCAAGAAUCAGGAGCCCUUGCUCCAGACUAUCAAGAGAAUUACGUCUGAAAGAGGUAAUACUAGGCAGUCAAUUGUAACCGUUUCCAUAGUGUUGACUAUUUGGAGUCUUUAUGUGUUCUUAUAACUAUGGUGUGCUUUUUUAUUUUUAACUCAACACAUAACUGAAUUAUUGGUCCCACAGAACUGAGUUCAGCAUUGCCUUGCAGGCGUGAUGGGUCUUUACCGUGGAAUUCCAAGCAGUAUGGCAUCUUCAGCUCCAAUCUCUGCUGUUUAUACUUUCACAUAUGAAUCAGUGAAGGGUGCUUUUCUGCCUCCCUUACCUAAAGUGAGUCUUUUAUAUACUCUUCUAGUCUGCUCAUCUGUUUGGAAAGCUAUGUAAUGCGGAAGUGACGUCCUCUUUGCAGGAGUACCAUUCCUUUGCACACUGUGGAGCUGGUGGUUGUGUGUGACAUCUUUUAUAUUUACACCCAGUUAAAACAGCAGAUGCAAAUCCAUUCAGCUAUCAGAAUCAUGAUAAUCUUUUUUAGGGGAUAUGAAUUCUAUAAAUAUUACAUAAAACUUAUUUUUCUGCUAUCUGUUGUCGUAUAUUGAUUAUCAUUGGCUUGGCCCAGCUUUUUUGGUCUUUUGCCCUGGUGAUUAUAGAGAACGUAGCAUUUGAUGAUAAUUGUCCUUCAAUGGACUUGUAUUUUCCCUUACUGUUACAAAAUCUAAGCACCAGACUACAAAAAUUCCUUUGUAGGGCUGCCUUGAUUGGAGUCGUUCAAAAGGGCGGUCUGCCUUCACUCUAUACUGGUUGGGGUGCUGUUCUUUUCCGGAACGUCCCCCACUCUGUUAUUAAGGUCCUUAGUUUUGGCUCGCAAUUCAAAUUAUCUUUUCUAUUUUUUUCACUUGCCAACCGUUACCGGGGAGGUAUACUCAUCAGAUACUUUGUUUUUUUUUUUUUCUUACUUGCAGUUCUACACAUAUGAACGCCUAAAGCAAUUGUUGCACCCAUCAACAGAACCUGAUGCUGAUCUCAGUACAUUUACAACAGUUCGUGUUCUGCAUCAAUUCUCCCUUUUUCCUUUUUAUUCUCUAGGAUGAGUAUUUUGCUGCAUAACACAAAUAUGGUGGGUAUCACUUUCCUUCGAGAAUGUCUUUUUAAAGUAAGAGCUUGGAGGGUAGGUUGCAUAUGUUGUGUUCUUUUUCUCCCUUAUGGUCUUCUGGGUAGUCUGUGCGAGAAUCUCUUGGCCACCAAAUUAAUUUCAGAAAUCAAACCUUGGUCUGGAUGACGUAAUGCUAUAGAUAACUUUCUAGUUUGUUCAAUUCCCUGUCGCUGGGUCAGCUGGCACCCUGCAAUAGAAAAAAAUAAAGCUUUAAUGCAGGCAUUUUCCCACUUUAACGUUCUCUGUGUUAAGCAUGCUUCUCCGUAAAGACUAUUUAUAUGAUAUGUUCGCGGAAUUUAAUACACAAUGGAUAGAGAUCCUAGGAUUUCUAAGCCGAAAAUAGAUCAUUUUAUGCACAAGUAUUUUAUUGAAAAAAUCAUUAGAUGGUUGUGCUUAGUUUGGUUGUAUUUCCAUGAAAUUUAUAAUUUGAGUUUAUUAUGCUACGUUGACGGAUUAUUUGGCUUCCUAACCAUUUACAUUGCCUAGUCCCCGCUGUAGUUGAAUUCUUUAUAAGGCAGUGGGUAUUUUUCUUUUUGCAGUUGGUAUGUGGGGGCCUUGCUGGAUCUUCUGCCGCUCUGUUUACCACUCCAUUUGAUGUGGUUAAGACAAAGUUGCAAGCACAGGUUUGUUUGCCAAAGAUGGCAAUGCUCAGUUGCUCAUAUUGACCUGUGUUAUUGAAUAUGUUCCAGUUAAUACUGACCUCAAUAGAAAGGUCACAAGGGGAGGCGGAGAUGCAUGGAUUUCUUUGACUGUUCAUGUGAUUGGUGGGGUCUCCAAUGCUGCAGAGUUUUAUUUUUUUCCCGUGUUUUUUUAGUCAAACUUUUUUUGGGUCAAUUCAUAUGGUUAAAAUUUUGUUUUGUCCAUAUCUAAUGGAGUAUCUUUUUGAGACAUAUUUUUCAAAAAAAAAAUAAAACUGAUCAGUAUACAUGUCCCCCAAUAUUAUGGCGGCCAUGUUCAUGCCCUGAUGAGUUUAAUGACAUCGGAGAUGGAUGUGCUCCAUCCAGAUACCCAUUGAGCAGAUGCUUGCCCAUCGUGUGAAGAACACUCACCGAGUUAUUUUCUGUGGAUUUUUUUUAUUAUGAAAUUAAUUUCCGGUUGCCAGCUGAAUAUCUAGGAACGAGGAUGAUUAUGACCAUUUUUGGUGUGAAUUGCGGCGCAGAUGCCAGGAUCUCAGGGGAAAUACAAUGGAGUUCUUAACUUGCUGAAAGAGAUCUCUAGGCGUGAAGGCAUCAGAGGACUUUACAGGUAUUGUCAGCGGAGCCUCGUGCUAAACCCAUAAAUAUCACCCCAAUUUUCUUUUUUAUUUUAUUUUUCUCCCUGCAGCUCCUUCACACAGAAAAAAAAAAUGCGAUAUUAAAUAUUUAUUUUAUUAAACCACCCCCCUAAAUUUUCUAAAAAAAUAUCUAGUUCUUGGGACAUCGUGCUAAACCCACAAAUAUCACCCAAUUUUCUUUUUUUUCUUAUUUUUUCUCCCUGCAGUUCCUUCAUAUAAAAAAUGCCAUAUUAAAUAUUUAUUAUUAUUAUAAACCCCUAUUUUUUGUCUAAAAUAUCUAGUUCGUGGAACCUCGUACUAAACCCACCGAUGCCACCCGCUUUUUUUCUCUCCCUGAAGUUCCUUCACACAAAACAAUGCGAUAUUAAAUAUUUUUUUAUAAAAAACCCUUAAUUAUUCUAAUAAUACCUAGUUCGUGGAACCUCCUCUAAACCCACAAAUGUCACCCACUUUUUUUCUUCCCUCCCUGCAGUUCCUUCAACGAAAAAAAAGCGACUUAAAAUAUUUAUUUUUAUAACAAAUCCCUUUUGUUUUUCUAAAAAUAUCUGGUUCAUGGAACCCCGUGCUAAACCCCCAAAUGUCACCCACUUUUUUUUUUCCCUCCGUAUAGUUCCUUCAACAAAAAAAAAAUGCGAUUUAAAAUAUUUAUUUUUAUUACAAGCCCCUAUUUUUUAAAAAUAAUAUUUAGUUCCUGGAACCCCGUGCUAAACCCUCGGCCCAACCAUGUGGUAUUAAUUAUUUAUUUUUAUCCUUGACCCAAAAUCAAGAUACUCGAAAAAGAAGAGAGAAAAUCUAGAAACCCUUUAUUUUAUUUUAUUUUAUUUAUUUAUUUAUUAUAUGAUAUCCACGCUGGAAUCAAUGGGGCAAAUCAUGAGUCCUCAUUCAGUAGACAAGAAUUUUCUCACUCCUUUCCGGAUGUUGGUGUUACAGGGGACUAACCCCGAGGCUGUUCAUGUACGUCUCCCAAGGAGCCAUCUUCUUUGGAUCCUAUGAGUUUCUGAAACGUCUCUUCUCGUUCCAAGGAGAGCAUCACAGAGUUCGAGCUGAGCCAUGCCACGCCGACAAUGGUCCCCGCUCCUAG